Microsporum canis CBS 113480 is the source of this 1422-nucleotide messenger RNA. RefSeq names its product DNA replication regulator SLD2. Gene Ontology annotation, biological process: DNA replication initiation; DNA replication; double-strand break repair via break-induced replication. Gene Ontology annotation, molecular function: DNA replication origin binding; single-stranded DNA binding. The record is from RefSeq and is a predicted model, not a curated record. NCBI's taxonomy places the organism in Eukaryota, Fungi, Ascomycota, Eurotiomycetes, Onygenales, Arthrodermataceae. Gene Ontology annotation, cellular component: DNA replication preinitiation complex. The transcript is spliced from 2 exons. The coding region runs from base 1 to 1422 and encodes 473 amino acids.
AUGGCAGAUACAAGUGCAGAUGGAAAGGCUUCCUUGCUCCGGGCAGAGCUGAAGCAGUGGGAGAAGACGUUUACUCUGCAGACCUCCCGGAAGCCAGGUCGCGAGGAUAUAAAGAACAAUCCAGCCAUCGCUGAAAAGUACAAGGAGUAUGCACGGCUGCGGUCAGACGGCUCUCAGAAGCCUGCAAAGGCAGCAAAUUCGGCGGCAGCAGAUACCCGCCAGACAGAGCACCAAACACCGAAGAGACGAACGAAGAGAAAUUGCCCAUUUGAAGAUGACGAUGACGUCGAGGGGGCUACCAAAACACCUACGAAGCUGCGCACCCCCAGCAGGAACGCUGUAGUGAACCCACUACACCCUUCGCGAAUCGAUCCAUACGACUCUCCAUCCAACAUCCGCAGACUAAACGGCCCGCGAGAAUCGCCUCUUCCUCUCUACGAGGCCAUAGGGCCUACUCCGCAGCGUGACGGGAAAGCUCUGGGCCUAUUUGAUCUGCUGGACCCGCCGAGUCGGAACACCCCGAGGGCUGACAGGCAUGUAGUUGCCGGCGGGGCGAUGGUGCAGACCCCCUCUCGCAAAAAGGUGCCCGCUACGCCAUCGACGGGUGGAAGUGCCACGGCCACUGCGCGAAGACAGAGAUAUGCAUCAACCCCGCUGUCUUCCGCACGCAAGUUCUAUCUAUCGAGCUUCUUCGCCACGCCAACGGCGACUCGAUGUGCGACCAUCCCCGAGGAGGAUGGUGUCGAUGACGGCGCGCGUGGAGGUCUCGCGUCAGAGACACCCUCCUUUCUACGACGGAAGAACCUCUUUUCUCCUACUGCGAGGAAGGGCGCUCUUUCACCCGUUAUGCAUAGCCCUGUGCCCGUGUCCGUGCGCAUGCCGCAGAGGCUAUUUGGGAAGGGAAUAAGCUCGUUCGCCAAACGGCUACAGGAGGGACAGAAGGAAGACCCAGUUGAAGAGCCAGAGGAUCGGGUUGAGGAGACACAGAUCUUUUCGGAUCAUCAGGUCGAUGGCAACACCCACGGUGAAGCCGAUGUUCACAGAUCUCCCUCAAAAACAUAUAAGUCUUAUAAGAAGAAGGGCCAGAAACGGACCACCAAGCUAUCCCGUCUCAGGCCCUCUCGGGUCAAACCGGUCGCUCAGCCUCGGUGGGAAUCGCUUGUCGAUGACAGCGAUGAUGAGCUCGCUGCUACUGAAACAGCCGAUCCUGCAGGAGACGAUGGUUCUAGCGAUAAUCCCGAUGCAGACGAGGUGUAUAUCCCCAAGAAGAGCCGCGCAAAACAAGCCAAGCCUAGUUUGGUAGAGAAGAAACCAGAGAAGAAGCUAAGAAGGAUCAAGGCGGAAGCACAUGCCAACUACCGCUCCUUGAAGAUACGAAGUCGGGGCGGCCAGAAGGGUGGAGGCCGGUUCGGCAGGCGAUGA